CAGGACUGUGGGGCCUGUUCUCCGCGCCGAGGGCGGCGGCGGCGGCACGAUGGAUAGCCCCGAGGUCACCUUCACUCUGGCCUAUCUGGUGUUCGCUGUGUGCUUCGUGUUCACGCCCACCGAGUUCCACUCGGCGGGGCUCACGGUGCAGAACUUGCUGUCGGGCUGGCUGGGCAGCGAGGACGCCGCCUUCGUGCCCUACCAUCAGCGCCGCUCAGCCGCCACGCUGUUUUGCCACUCCCUGCUGCCCCUGGGCUACUAUGUGGGCAUGUGCUUUGCGGCCUCGGAAAAGCAGCUCCUCUCCCCAGCCCAGGCCCCAGAGGCCUGGCGGCUCUUCUUCCUGCUGGCGGUGCUCCUGCCCGCCUCCGCCGGCGCCCUGAUCUACUGCUGGCACAGGGACGGGUGGGCCCACCACCCGCUGGCCCGCACCCUCGCCCUCUACGCCCUCCUGCACUCGGGCUGGCAGGACGUCGCUUCCUCUGUCAACACUGAGUUCCGGAGGAUCGACAAGUUUGCCACAGGGGCCCCGGGUGCCCGCGUGAUCGUGACAGACACGUGGGUGAUGAAGGUGACCACGUACCGUGUACACGUGGCCCAGCAGCAGGAUGUGCACCUGACCGUGACGGCGUCUCAGCAGCACGAGCUCUCGCCAGACUCGAACUUGCCCGUGCAGCUCCUCACCAUCCGUGUGGCCAGCAGCAACCCUGCAGUGCAGGCCUUCGACAUCCGGCUGAACUCCACGGAGUAUGGUGAGCUGUGUGAGAAGCUCCGGGCGCCCGUCCGCAGAGCAGCCCACGUGGUCAUCCGCCAGAGUCUGGGCGACCUGUUCCUGGAGACGUUCGCUUCCCUGGUGGAGGUCAACCCGGUCUACUCGGUCCCCAGCAGCCAGGAGCUGGAGGCGUGCAUCGGCUGCAUGCAGACGCGAGCCGGCGUGAAGCUGGUGAAGACCUGCCAGGAGGCGGCCGAGGGAGAGUGCCAGCAGUGCUACUGCCGCCCCAUGUGGUGUCUCACCUGCAUGGGCAAGUGGUUUGCCAGCCGCCAGGACCCGCAGCGCCCUGACACCUGGCUGGCCAGCCGUGUGCCCUGCCCCACCUGCCGUGCGCGCUUCUGCAUCCUGGACGUGUGCGCCGUGCGCUGAGUUGGCUGGGCCCGGGCGAGGGAGCCCCCUGCCAGCCCGGCCGGGGCCCCCACUGCUGCCUCGGGGAGCAGCCAGGCCCCCGGGCCCAGGGCCCCUCACCUGGCUGCAGGAGGACGAGGGCUUUAUUGUUAGAAAGGAAGAUCUCGCCGGAGUGUGGGCGGUGGGGUGGGUCUUCUGGGCCCUGCUGCCUUCAUUGCCGCUCCUCUGGGGGUGGGGGAUGCGGGAUGGCGGGGGCCGUCCCCAGGGUGUCGCACCCCUGGAGCUGUCUUUGGGCGGCCCUGGGGUCUGUCCCAGAUGGCCCUGACCUGGGCCACUUGCCUUAAUUUUAUGGAGCACACCACCCCUUGGUUACAAGCGACGCAGGUUCGUCCGAGACGGGCUGUGGUCGGCCCCCGGCGCCUGUCCCCACGCUGGCUGCUGGCCCCCGGAGGUUGCUCUGAGGACCUGGGCAGAACCUGGCAGUAGAGGGGAGACCUAGGGCAUCACCACCUGCGACAGCGCCACCUGGGGCGCCCUGGUGGCUGCUCCUGGGUGAAGGGGCCCCUACUUCCCCCUGCCCACGGGGACCUUGGGCUUCCUGGUGGGCUAGGCAAGGCCUGGCUGUGUUCAGGCGCCGGUCCCUUGGCUGUGUGCUCCUAGGGCCACUCAGCCUUUGGAGGGCCAUUGUCUAUAUGCCUUCUGCUGCCUCCGAGCCCAGGGCCGAGCCGAGCCUCCGGCUCCUGGCCAGAGAGGCACUGAACUGAAGACCAAGUGCCACAGUGACAUCCUGCAUCCACACAAACUUGUCAGGAUGCAGCACAGGACUGGCCACAGCCCACAGGGCCCACCUCGAUCAGAAGGGGACAUAUGCCCAGUGGUCAAGGCACUGGUCGGUGUCUCACCAGUCCCUGGCAGUGCAGGUGGUGGGGGGAGGGCAGUGCCAGGGCCCAGCUCGGACCACAUGGCUGCUGGAGCCCUCAAACUCGUGGACCUUAAGCCCCCCCUAAAACUGGCCACUUUAAGCAGAGGCGAUGGACCCAGCUACCCCCGGGAUUUGGAAGUGGAGGAUUUGUGGGCCCUGGGGGUGCCCGGCAGGUGAAGGUAUUAGAGGGAUGCCCAGGAGCCACUCCCGGCCUCCACCCGGAGUUUAAGGUGCUGCCCGGGGCGGGGGGCAGGGGCCGGGUUUACUACAGAAGGAAGUUACCUAGUUUUAUAAAGAUAAGUCUGUUGUAGCUAAGUGACAUAGUAUUCAAUAAAACGUUAGCCUCAAGGUAAACACACUUUUUCUCUGAGUGGAUUUUGCUUUUCCUGAUAUUCAAGCUUUGGUAACAGGUGGGGAGAAGCCACCUUAAAAAUGGCAGCAUUGUGUCGACUUCAGGGUGGGG
Molecule: messenger RNA, 2502 nt
Organism: Pteronotus mesoamericanus
Lineage: Eukaryota; Metazoa; Chordata; Mammalia; Chiroptera; Mormoopidae
Gene: TMEM129
Product: transmembrane protein 129, E3 ubiquitin ligase
Exons: 4
Coding region: 50-1138 (362 amino acids)
Biological process (GO): protein ubiquitination
Cellular component (GO): endoplasmic reticulum; membrane
Molecular function (GO): ubiquitin protein ligase activity
Source: RefSeq, a predicted model, not a curated record